Miscanthus lutarioriparius is the source of this 804-nucleotide messenger RNA. The record is from the annotation of a GenBank genome assembly. NCBI's taxonomy places the organism in Eukaryota, Viridiplantae, Streptophyta, Magnoliopsida, Poales, Poaceae.
AUGUCGUCGCUCCUGUCGAGGCUGCGGCUGGUGACCGUGGACGUGACGGGCACCCUGAUCGCCUAUAGGGGCCAGCUCGGCGACUACUACUGCAUGGCGGCCAAGUCCGCCGGGAUGCCGUGCCCGGACUACGGGCGCGUGCACGAGGGCUUCAAGCUCGCCUACGCCGACAUGAGCAGGAGGCACCCGUGCUUCGGCCACGCCGCCGCCAUGCCCGCCGCCGAGUGGUGGAAGACGUGCGUCAGGGACUCCUUCGUCAGGGCCGGCUACAACUACGACGACGAGACGUUCGAGAGGAUAUUCCGGCGGAUCUACUCCACGUUCGGCUCCGCCGCGCCGUACGCGGUGUUCCCGGACGCGCAGCGGUUCCUCAGGUGGCUGCGGGAGGAGGGCCUCGUCGUCGGCAUCGUCAGCAACGCCGAGCACCGGUACAGGGACGUCGUUCUGCCGGCGCUGGGGCUCAACCAGGGGUCGGAGUGGGACUUCGGGGUGUUCUCGGGCGUCGUCGGCGUGGAGAAGCCCGACCCGAGGAUCUACGAGGCGGCGCUGCGGCAGGCGGCCGGCGGGGGCGUGGCGCCUGGGGAGGCGCUCCACAUCGGCGACAGCCUGCGCAAGGACUACGCCCCCGCGCGGAGCCUCGGGAUGCACGCGCUGCUGCUGGACCGGUUCCGGACCGCCGAGGCGGAGAGCUGGCGGAGGUCCGGCGCGCCCGUGCUUCCGGACCUCGUCGCCGCGCGGGAGUGGCUCGUCGGGGGUCACAGUCACAGGGAGGAAUGCGCGGAUCAGCCUGUCACGGCCAGGUGA